ACAACAUCUGCCAUAUUGCUUCCGGUUAUAGAACGAAAUAAUAAUUUGCUUCAAUAAACGUCAAUUUAUGGUGAAUCUAAAUGUUUAACUUCAAUAAAAGGGAGUAAAUAUCUAAUCUGAAUCAUCAUGUCGUUGGAAGAUCCGUUCUUUGUUGUGAAGGAAGAGGUCCAAAAGGCACUCCAGACAGCAAAGACACUGUAUCAACGAUGGAGUGAAAUUGUAGACGACAAAAGUGGAAUGUCAAAGGAAGAGCUUGAUUGGACAGCUAAUGAGUUACGGAAUAGUCUUCGCAGUAUUGAAUGGGACCUAGAAGACUUAGAUGAAACCAUAGGUAUUGUAGAAAAAAAUCCAAAGAAGUUUAAAAUAGAUCAGAUGGAGUUAAGGGAAAGAAAAGCAUUUGUACAUAGGACAAAAAUCAGUGUCAAGGAUAUGAAAGAUGAUCUUGCCAAUCCAAAAAGAAGAAUACGUGAAGAUAAAAAUACAAAAACUGCACUUUUACAAAAUGGUCCUAGUCGUCCACAGGACAAAUACACUCGCCUUGAUAAUGACAUUUCAAACUCCAAUUCUCGGUUUAUAGAAGACACGCAGCAGCAGCAACAGAUGCUGAUUCGAUCUCAGGAUGAUCAAAUAGAUCAGAUGGGGGCAAGUGUUACAGUUUUAAAGAAUGUCAGCCACCAUAUAGGAAAUGAACUAGAUGACCAAGCAUUAAUGUUAGAUGAUUUCUCACAUGAAAUGGACAAUACAGAUUCACGUAUGGACAGUGUCAUGAAAAAGAUGGCCAAAGUAUUACACAUGUCAAAUGAUAGGAGGCAGUGGUGUGCAAUAGGUGUGUUAGUGGUAAUCAUGAUCAUCGUCAUCCUGCUGUUUAUAUUGUUAUAGCACAUGGUAGAACCCAACAGCACGCACAUAUGAACGCAACAUGACUCCUGACACCUUUCGUACAUAAUGAAUAAUUGUAAUGUGUCAUAUUUCUAUAGAACCUUUACAACUCCAUGACUUAAAGGUUACAUUACAUUUGGAAAUCUACAUGGAAUUAUAAAUCCGAAAGAGCAGUUGAUCUCAAAGUAGCAUCCUGAAAAAGUAACAGAAUUCUCUUCAUUUGAAAGACAUAUUACCAUAUUUUAGUAUACCGUUCAGAUCAAUGUUGGCAACAGGAUACCAUAAUGUUGGAAAUACAGAUGUCAAAUUAUAUGAGCCAAAAGGAGCAAGUACCAUAUGCAAUAUCAUUAAGGACAAUAUAACUUUGUCAACAUCUUUAAACAGAAUGAGAUUAUGUUUAGAAUU
This is a messenger RNA of Owenia fusiformis, 1284 nucleotides long. Lineage: Eukaryota; Metazoa; Annelida; Polychaeta; Sabellida; Oweniidae. The record is from the annotation of a GenBank genome assembly.